AUGGACGUUAGAGAAUUUUUUUCUCUGUACGGUCGGUACUGCAUUAUGAAGAAUUUCAAUACAUUUGGAUAUUUCACUAAACAUUGUGAGUGUACCAUUUCGAUAGUUGAAAAGCAGUGGCGGUGUUAUUGCUUGUCAACAAUGAUGCUACAAUGGGACAACAUGCAUUUGGCAGUCUCACUGCUAGUAACAAAGCUUUCAAAUUUGUUCCACAUCCUUUCUUCUUCUCUUAUACUCGAAGCAGUUCUGCUACAAUCAUAUUAA
Molecule: messenger RNA, 264 nt
Organism: Brugia malayi
Lineage: Eukaryota; Metazoa; Nematoda; Chromadorea; Rhabditida; Onchocercidae
Exons: 2
Coding region: 1-264 (87 amino acids)
Source: RefSeq, a predicted model, not a curated record